AUGAAGUUUAUCAACAAUGUCUCCCUCACAGCCACGUUACUAUCUUUAAUACCCAUUAUAACUGCCAAUCCAGUUGACAAAACAUCAGCAUCUUCUCCAUCAAUACAAAAUUUAAAAAUCGACUUUAACGUCAGGAGGGGUUCAUCGAAAGAAGAUUUAUCUCCUACUGAUGACUCCAAACCGAGGUUUGUUAAACGUGCUGAUGAAGAUGGAUCUUUUGAAUUGGAAUUAACCAAUAAACAAACUUUCUAUUUAGCUGAGUUACUUAUUGGUUCAAACAAGGACAAGAACCAAGUGCUUGUUGACACUGGAAGUUCAGAUCUCUGGGUGAUGUCACACGAUCUCAAGUGUGUCAGUCUGAGUUCCUCUUCAUCAUCAUCAUCAUCAUCAUCAUCCAGCUCCAGUAAGAAAAAGAGAGACCCUAAAAAUAUAUUUGGUUACGCAAGUGGCUCUGGGGUCAAGUUCCCAUUUGAAGACAACAAUGCAAAGCAGCUGAGAGAUUAUACUACUGCAGAUACACAAGAGGAGCAAAAGAGAGAAACUCCAACAAAAUCAGAAAACGCUGGGGGUGAUGCUGAUAACGAUGAUGACGUAAACAAACGUGCCGAUAGUUAUUACUACACCACUGUCUACCUUUCAUCAUAUCCAGACGGCACCAGCAACCCAGCACCAGGUGGUGGAAUAGGCUCUGGCUCAAGCUCUUCGGGUGGGUCGGGGUCCGGCUCUGACUCCAACUCUUGUACAGAAUAUGGUUCAUUCAAUACGGGAAAUUCUGAUUCCUUUGUUCGUAAUGAUACUGACUCAUUUUCUAUUGAAUACGCUGAUGGUUCUUAUGCCAAGGGAAUCUGGGGUUACGAUACUGUGAGAAUGGGCAAUAUAUCUGUACCCGAUUUAAGUUUUGCCAUUGCUAAUGAAACUUCGAGUGACAUUGGUGUAUUGGGAGUUGGAUUACCUGGGUUGGAAACAACUACGCUGUAUGGAUACAUGUAUGAAAACUUACCUAUCAAGUUGAAGUCAGAUGGCGUCAUUAAGAGAGUUUUGUUUUCGUUGUACUUGAAUGAAGCCGAUGCCAACUCUGGUUCUAUCUUGUUUGGUGCUAUCGAUCACGCUAAAUAUGAGGGUAGUUUGGAAACAGUGUCUAUGUUGAAGACUUAUAGCCAAAUUGAUUACCCCGUGAGAUUUGAAGUUGAAGUCAACAACAUCACCCUUAAUAACAACAAGGGUACUACUGCUACUGUCAUGACUGAUUCGGUGGGAGCUGUUUUAGACUCGGGUUCAACUUUAUCGUACUUGCAUUCAGACCAAAUUAAAGCCGUGGGUGAGGCCCUUGAAGGUAGUUAUUCUAGUAGUGCUGGUGCUUACAUUGUUGAUUGUCGGUUUUUAAAAACUAAUUCAACGUUGGAUAUUCAAUUCAGCGGCAAGACAAUUAAAGUACCCGUGUCGGACUUGGUCUUACAAGCUAGUCAAUCAACUUGUUACUUGGGUCUUUUUGAACAAUCAUCCAGUUCGUCAUAUAUUUUGUUUGGAGAUAAUGUCUUGAGAAGUGCUUAUGUUGUCUACGAUUUGGAAGAGUAUGAAGUCCACAUUGGUCAAGUUUAUUAUACUGACGAUGAAGAUAUCGAAGUUGUUGAUGGAAGUGUCUCAACUGGUGGAGGACAAAAUUCAACUAGAAUAGGCUCAAGUGGUGGAUCGAGCUCUUCUUCAUCUUCAUCUUCAUCAAACAAGAAUGGUGGAUUAUCGAUGUACAAUUUGUCUUGGUGUUAUAUUGUUGCAGGAUUGUUGGUCUCUUUGGGUUAUAUGUUAUAG
This is a messenger RNA of Lodderomyces margitis, 1806 nucleotides long. It is a transcript of the gene SAP9, whose product is annotated as aspartyl protease. Lineage: Eukaryota; Fungi; Ascomycota; Pichiomycetes; Serinales; Debaryomycetaceae. The transcript has a single exon. Bases 1 to 1806 code for a protein of 601 amino acids. The record is from RefSeq and is a predicted model, not a curated record. Gene Ontology annotation, biological process: proteolysis. Gene Ontology annotation, molecular function: aspartic-type endopeptidase activity.